AUGGCUUCAUCCUCACAGCGAGUGUCGGAUGAGAAAGAUCGAGCUUUGAGCCUUGUGGCCAGAAUUGCUGCUUGUGGCGAGGCGCUUCAGGAAAUCUUGGCCACGAUCCCUCCAACGCCUUCAGUUCCUGGGGGGCAGGCGGAGGCCGCUCUCUUGCGUCAUCACCUGGGGGCUUGCGCACGCCUGCGCGAAGCGCGCCAGAUCUGCCAAGAUUUGAAGACGGAGCAAUUCGCCGUCGUUCCAGGCGAGAAGAUCUACAUGAAUCCUGGCGUGGUUCCUUUGCUGCUUUCCACGCGGCCCCAGCAGCCCACGGAGGCCGUGAAACUCUGUGGGUCAGGCCCUGUUCCUUCUGCCACGCCAGCCUCCCGGAUGGCACGGCUGAAGCGCCGGAAGGAGUUGUGCGACAGUCUCAGCACAGACAUCAGCAAAGACCUGGCGCGGCUUCUCCAAGAUCA
Symbiodinium pilosum is the source of this 455-nucleotide messenger RNA. Lineage: Eukaryota; Dinophyceae; Suessiales; Symbiodiniaceae. The record is from the annotation of a GenBank genome assembly.